CCGGCGGCGAGGGAGGGGCGCGGUCCGGGUGUGGGGGCCCGGGCUCCCCGGCUGCGGGGUCCGGCCCCGCGGCCGCCUGCGGCUCGGCGCUGCAUUCUCCGAGUCUCCACCAGAGGCUGCGGGAGGAAGGAAGGGAUCCGUCCCUUGCACACUUCCCCCCUAGUCAGACACGCACACUCCCUCGCUCCCUCGCUCUCUCGCCCAUACACACACGCGCGCACACGCCGCCGCGGCUCCCCCUCUCGCUCUCGCUCCCCCUCAGGCUCCUCCGGGCGGCCGCCGGGCUCCGGACUCGCCCGCCCGCGCCGGGGCUCCCGCCCCACGCAGCGUCCCGAGGCGGCAAGACUGGGGGGAGCCCCGGGCCGCUCCCCGAGGCCCCAGAUGGAUCAGCACGGGCCCUAGUUCUGCAAGCAGGCGCGCACGACCAGCCGGCCCGCACCCGCUCUGCGCAGGGACCAUGGCGCACCGGAACCGUCCGAGCCGCCAAGGGGCCGCCUGGUGAUCCGGCCGCGGAGUGGCGAGGGGGGCGCGGGCGAGGACCCCCGGGGUUGUCCAUGCCCCGGGCGUGGCCGCGCCCCCGCCCCCUCCAGCCGGGCGCCCCCGCCGUGGGACGGUGUGCAAGGCUGCAGACUUGGCCACCAUGUGACGCGGCGCCGCUCUGCCGUGCGACCGAGCGGCGGCGCCCUGGUGCCUCCCGUCCAAGCUCCUGGGCCCGGGCCCGCGCAGGGCAAGCAUGAGGCCGCGGCCCGACGGCAGGAGAGUCCUGGCGGGAGCCGCUCUGUCGCCCGCGCUGCUGCUGCUGCUGUUGCUGCUGCCGCCGCCGCCGCCGCUGCUGGGACGCCCGUGGGCGGCGGGCACGCCCGCGCCGUCGGCGCCCGGGGCUCGGCAGGACGGCGCGCUGGGCGCGGGCCGCGUGAAGCGCGGCUGGGUGUGGAACCAGUUCUUCGUGGUGGAGGAGUACACGGGCACGGAGCCCCUGUACGUGGGCAAGAUCCACUCGGACUCGGAUGAGGGGGACGGAGCCAUCAAGUACACCAUCUCAGGCGAGGGCGCGGGCACCAUCUUCCUGAUCGACGAGCUGACGGGCGACAUCCACGCCAUGGAGCGGCUGGACCGUGAGCAAAAGACCUUCUACACGCUUCGCGCCCAGGCCCGGGAUCGCGCCACCAACCGCCUGCUGGAGCCCGAGUCAGAGUUCAUUAUCAAGGUGCAGGACAUCAACGACAGUGAGCCCCGCUUCCUGCACGGCCCCUACAUUGGCAGUGUGGCUGAGCUCUCACCCACAGGCACGUCGGUGAUGCAGGUGAUGGCUUCAGACGCGGAUGACCCCACGUAUGGCAGCAGUGCCCGACUGGUGUACAGCGUGCUGGACGGCGAGCACCACUUCACUGUGGACCCCAAGACCGGUGUGAUCCGGACGGCGGUGCCUGACCUGGACCGGGAGAGCCAGGAGCGCUACGAGGUGGUGAUCCAGGCCACAGACAUGGCCGGGCAGCUAGGCGGCCUCUCGGGCUCCACGACCGUCACCAUCGUGGUCACCGACGUCAACGACAACCCGCCCCGCUUCCCACAGAAGAUGUACCAGUUCAGCAUCCAGGAGUCGGCGCCCAUCGGCACGGCUGUGGGCCGAGUGAAGGCUGAGGACUCGGACGUGGGCGAGAACACGGACAUGACUUACCUCCUCAAGGAGGAGAGCGGCAGCGGCGGCCAUGUGUUCAAGGUCACCACGGACAGCGACACUCAAGAGGCCGUCAUCGUUGUGCAGAAGCACCUGGACUUCGAGUCUCAGCCCGUGCACACCGUGGUCCUGGAGGCCCUCAACAAGUUCGUGGACCCCCGCUUCGCCGACCUGGGCACGUUCCGCGACCAGGCUAUCGUGCGCGUGGCCGUGACCGACGUGGACGAGCCCCCCGAGUUCCGGCCGCCCUCCGGCCUCCUGGAGGUGCAGGAGGACGCGCAGGUGGGCUCCCUGGUCGGCGUGGUGACGGCGCGGGACCCCGACGCCGCCAACCGGCCCGUCCGGUACGCCAUCGACCGCGAGUCGGACUUGGACCAGAUCUUCAACAUCGAUGCGAACACAGGGGCCAUCGUGACCAGCAAGGGGCUGGACCGGGAGACCGCCGGCUGGCACAACAUCACGGUGCUGGCCAUGGAGGCAGACAACCACGCCCAGCUGUCUCGGGCUUCCCUGAGGAUCCGGAUCCUGGACGUGAACGACAACCCCCCAGAGCUGGCCACACCCUACGAGGCCGCUGUGUGUGAGGAUGCCAAGCCUGGCCAGCUCAUCCAGACCAUCAGCGUGGUGGACAGGGACGAGCCCCAAGGCGGGCACCGCUUCUACUUCCGCCUGGUGCCUGAGGCUCCCAGCAACCCUCACUUCUCUCUGCUCGACAUCCAAGACAACACGGCCUCGGUGCACACACAGCACGUGGGCUUCAACCGGCAGGAGCAGGACGUGUUCUUCCUGCCCAUCCUGGUGGUGGACAGCGGGCCGCCCACCCUGAGCAGCACGGGCACCCUCACCAUCCGCAUCUGCGGCUGCGACAGCUCGGGCGCCAUCCAGUCCUGCAACACCACUGCCUUCGUCAUGGCGGCCUCCCUCAGCCCCGGCGCCCUCAUCGCACUCCUGGUCUGCGUGCUCAUCCUGGUCGUGCUGGUGCUGCUGAUCCUCACCCUCCGGCGCCACCACAAGAGCCACCUGAGCUCGGAUGAGGACGAGGACAUGCGGGACAACGUCAUCAAAUACAACGACGAGGGCGGCGGCGAGCAGGACACGGAGGCCUACGACAUGUCGGCGCUGCGCAGCCUCUACGACUUCGGCGAGCUCAAGGGCGGCGACGGCGGCGGGGCGGGCGCGGGCGGCGGGGCGGGCAGCCCCGCGCAGGCCCGGCUGCCCUCGGAGCGCCUCCCGCUGCCGCAGGAGCCGCCGAGCCCCGAGCCGGACUUCUCGGUGUUCAGGGACUUCAUCAGCCGCAAGGUGGCGCUGGCGGACGGGGACCUGUCGGUGCCGCCCUACGACGCCUUCCAGACCUACGCCUUCGAGGGCGCGGACUCGCCGGCCGCCUCGCUCAGCUCGCUGCACAGCGGCUCGUCCGCCUCCGAGCAGGACUUCGCCUAUCUCAACAGCUGGGGCCCUCGCUUCCGGCCCCUGGCCGCGCUCUACGCCGGCCACCGCGUGGACGACGAGGCCCCGGCCUCCUAGCCCCGCACCCUCCCGGGGCCGGCCUUGGCCCGGGGACACCGCAUCCCCCCUCUCCCACCCCUCAUUCCUACUCCCACCCAGGGCAGCCGGGCGGGAGGGGGCACUGGCCAGGGGCAGACCCCCCAGACCCGCCCGCCUCCUCCGGGGGGUGCAGCUCUGGGGACCCGAGGUGCGGAACUGUGACCAACGUCAUUAAAGCUGAGACGACACCCGGCACCGCGUGGCUCUGGGGUCUGCAGGGCGGGGGGCGUCGUAGCAUUGGAAGGGGGCAGGCUGCUGCAGCCAGAACGCCCCCAGCCCCAUUAGAGCUAAGAGGAUAAAAAGGCUGUGCAUUUA
Messenger RNA from Oryctolagus cuniculus (rabbit), 3538 nucleotides. It is a transcript of the gene CDH22, whose product is annotated as cadherin 22. NCBI's taxonomy places the organism in Eukaryota, Metazoa, Chordata, Mammalia, Lagomorpha, Leporidae. The record is from RefSeq and is a predicted model, not a curated record. Gene Ontology annotation, cellular component: catenin complex; plasma membrane; adherens junction. Gene Ontology annotation, molecular function: cadherin binding; beta-catenin binding; calcium ion binding. Gene Ontology annotation, biological process: cell-cell adhesion mediated by cadherin; calcium-dependent cell-cell adhesion; multicellular organism development.